AUGACUGAGGCAGCAGAUGUGGAAGCAAAAAAUAUCAUUCGAGAAANUGUUCAGAUUGUUCUGUCUCGCAAUCAAAAAACAAGUAGCUUUGUUGACUGGAAAGACCUCAAGCUUGUUUACAAAAGGUAUGCUAGUUUGUAUUUCUGUUGUGCAAUAGAAGACCAGGAUAAUGAGCUCCUGACACUAGAGGUCGUUCAUCGAUAUGUAGAGCUUCUGGACAGAUACUUUGGAAAUGUGUGCGAGCUGGAUAUUAUCUUUAACUUUGAAAAAGCUUAUUUUAUUCUUGAUGAGUUUAUAAUUGGUGGAGAAGUACAAGAAACUUCGAAGAGGUCUGCAGUGAAAGCCAUAGAAGACUCUGACAUGUUGCAGGAGACAGUGGAAGAGUACAUGAACAAACCUGCAUUUUAAUGUUAGAACUACCUGGAGAGACAACUGCUGUAUGCACCUGUAAAAUGCACUUCCUGAAAUUGCUUCCCAAUGUGCCAGAUCCUCAGAGAAAUACCAAAAACCAGUAACUAAAGGGGUGGGUUUGUAUAAUGGUGAAGAUGAAGGUCAGCUGAUGUAGCACAGGGUUUAACAGUUCUGUACUUGCAUUACUCUGCAUAUGAGUUUCUCAGAGUUGUUACUACCCUCAAUUUAGUUUCUUUUCUCCUUGCUGGACUAAACACUUGUUUUGUACCAUGUCUUUUAGCUACGGGUUUUGUCAUCAUAAAAUGUUACUCUGGCAGUACUUUGAAGAGGUAUUUUUACUAGUUUUGGUCCGCUGCUGACCAUAUGACUCUACUUUUGUACAAAUGUCCAUUAUUUUGAAUGUAAUGAUUAUUCUGCUCUAAUAAUAAUUUUU
This is a messenger RNA of Egretta garzetta (little egret), 844 nucleotides long. It is a transcript of the gene AP1S3, whose product is annotated as adaptor related protein complex 1 subunit sigma 3. The record is from RefSeq and is a predicted model, not a curated record. Lineage: Eukaryota; Metazoa; Chordata; Aves; Pelecaniformes; Ardeidae. The transcript has 7 exons. Gene Ontology annotation, cellular component: intracellular membrane-bounded organelle; membrane coat. Bases 1 to 408 code for a protein of 135 amino acids. Gene Ontology annotation, biological process: intracellular protein transport; vesicle-mediated transport.